Messenger RNA from Exophiala mesophila, 4139 nucleotides. RefSeq lists its product as uncharacterized. NCBI's taxonomy places the organism in Eukaryota, Fungi, Ascomycota, Eurotiomycetes, Chaetothyriales, Herpotrichiellaceae. The transcript is spliced from 2 exons. Bases 509 to 3367 code for a protein of 952 amino acids. The record is from RefSeq and is a predicted model, not a curated record. Gene Ontology annotation, molecular function: protein binding.
AGAGCAAGCGCAAGAGCAAGCGCCAAAUAUUAUAGGCCAAGGACUUAAGGUGAACACUACCUAGGUACCUAGAACCCGGAAUUCCUAGAGUGAGGUUUGUUCUUGCACUCUUGUUAAGGUCAGCCACAGUGACAAGCACUAUUACACCCUAACAUAACUCCGUAGAAGCCACACACAGCACCUGCCCCGACUCAUCAGCCAAUUGACGUCAAGUCAGCCCCAAGACCCGAACUGACCCUCAUCAUCUUCAACAUUCCCACCUCAUCUCUCCCACAUCGCAGGUAUCUUAUCACACGCUUGCAAUUCAACACUCCUACUCAGCCUCAACCUGCUGCAUCUCCACGCCAACUUCAGUCACUCCUCGUUUCAUCCCAAUACUCAACCGCCCGAUUAGCCCUUGUUCGCCGAUGCCGUCCGCUCCUUUCCCCCCUCUAUCUACGACCACCACUUAAUCGUCCCUCCGCCGGGAGAUGCUCCUCAUCCCACUCUCUCGUGCCUUUUUCACGACAUGACCAUACCGGAUCCUCUACUAUGUCUGAAUCCUACCAGUGCCAUCGCCCAUUACGACAAGUUCUACCCUACCCGCAUCCCCAACCAACACCAUCAACUCCGACAUCAAAUUACCAUCAAUGCUAAUCACCUUAUAUACUAUGUCUCUAAUUACGACAUCUUCGUCCUCGAUCUACAUGACCAUCAGAACUCCCUCCUAGCCACCGUCCCCUUCGAGCCUACCUGUCUUGCUGCAGACCUCGGCUGGCUUGCCGUCGGGGGUGGAAAUAAUGGGGAUUGUGCAUUCAUCAAAAUUGAGAACGACGAACAUGGCCACCCACGCUGCUUCGGACACGACCUUGUCGUUGAAUCCUUGGGGGGUGCUAUUGUCAAUUCGAUGAACAUCCAUACCCUUCCUGUCGCAGGCUCUUCCGCAGAAACUCCCAUUCAUGAACCCGUCGUUCUCAUCUCCAACAAUGACAAGUCCGUCAAGAUUUACUCGCUGCAUCAACGCCAGGUCAUCACCACUUUGCUCCACCCCGUCCCGAUGAACUUCUCGGCCAUGUCUCCAGACUCUUCUAUCAUCGCUGCAGUUGGUGACUCCAAUAAGCUCUACUUCUAUCGACGCUCCAAAGACGAAACCCAACUCACCGGCAAAUCCCCGCCCACGACCUCCACAGGCGGCUGGGUUCUCUUCGCUGAGCCUUCUUUACCCACGGGUGAUAGCGUCUACGAUGACUACUGCUUUGCAUUGGCAUUCUCCCCAAGCGGUCAUCUUUGCGCGGCUUCGUCCCAAGGCGGCGCAAUCUCCGUCUUCGAUGUUGUUAAUCUCCUUCGCCCAGAUCAUAGUCCUCAAGAAGCCAUGUUGUGCAACUUUCGCUCCUCCAGACCCACUGUCGUCGGCUGUGUGAGGGCCAUGACGUUCUCCCCUGCUCCUUGGGAUUUGUUGGCCUGGGCCGAGGAUCAUGGCAGAGUCGGUCUGGUCGAUGUCAGAAGCCAGUUCGUUAGAAGACAGGUUCUCGAGCUAGACCGCAGGAAACCUGAUGUUGUCGAGCUCGAGGAUGGGACUCCUUUUGCCUACCGCAAUCUAGGUGUCAAGGAACGUCUGAAACAGCAAUAUCUUGCAAGGAUCCGUUCAAUGCGACAAUCAUCACCCAGAGAGCUCUCCUCCGAUGUUGCAAUGGACGAUCCUGCCGACCCUGCACCGGACACUCAGAGCACCCUCCGCCAGGAUUUGCUUUCAUAUCACCACGGUCUUGAUCUCGAUGCUCGCGAAAGAUCUGUGGUUGAUGCACUCGAAACCACAAUCGACACUAUCGAAAACAAUCCUUCACGUCCCUUUAGUCUCCACUACCCCGGUAAUGCUACUGGAGAAUACAGCAUCAUCAUAAAUCCACCCCCGCGUAACGCCGGAUCAGCUCAUCACGCUCCAAGAAGGAGAACUUCAAUUGUUCUUUCACCCUCCGCAGCCAACACCCACCGGUACCUAGCUACAGUGACCGAUGAAAGAUCGCGACUGUCGGCUUCUCCUGCACGUAUGGCCGACGACGACGAGAGCCCUCUCAUGUCUACCAACAAUCUAACUCCAUCAACCACCCUUUCAACUUCCCAUCCUCAACCGCAGGACGCACCUACCACAGACACUCGUACGUUUCUGACAUCGGCCAUGGAGCGAGCCCGAGAUGCCGCAAAUCAAAGUGGCGCGCAGUUGGGCCGGAUUGAAGCUGCACUAGACGAUGAGCGCCAGCUUGCCAUCCAGCUCGAACGCUUGUUGGCGGAGGAGAGACAGUUAUCCAGCCUUCUCCGGCGCCAGCUAGAAACGCAACAGCGCCUGUUGAUGGACAGCUCCACCGACCUCCUCCAGCUGAGGACCGGCCAGGCAGACUCCACUACGUACGAUCGUGUUCUGCGACAGGAGAUAACCUCGGAACAGCAGUUUCUUCAACAACGCUCCCAGGAGCUUGAGGAAGAAUUGAGAAUAGGGACGGACUAUGCCAGGAGGUUGGAAACUGAAAGAGCUAGGGUGCUGACCCGAGCUGUGUCGGGCUUCAGAGACGAUCAAUCCGAGUCUGCUCAAACUUCAGCACUUCCAACCACUAACCUGAGACCCGAACAGCCUCGUGACGAGCUUUUCAGCGUCCUCUCCGACUAUUCAGACUCGCGAUACCAGCGGAUACGACGAAUCGAGCAGCUUCAGCGGCAAUCUCGUCGUGCCGAGUCUAGAGUCGCCUUGGCUUCGUCAGACAUGGACGCUCUCGAGGAAGCGAUGAGAAGAGCCUCCGAUGCUCGUAAUAAUGACAGUUCAGCCACCAACACCGAAGCCAAUCAUACACAAUCAAACAGAUCAUCACUCAACACGGACAACCGUAACUCGAGCAGACGAGACCCUUCCCGCACGGACACGGAGACUGGUUCAUCACGAGCGACCGCACGCCGUCGACCCUCUCUCACUGCCAAUGACCUCCGUGCGUCACGUAUGUCCUCACGCAUGUCCCGACCUGACGGACGAUCAUCCGACAGCGGUACCAGCCGGCCACAACAGUCAGACCUACUUACUGCACGAAUUGUUUAUACUCAAAAUGCUUCCACUUCAAGUCGGGCCUUGGACACCAAUGGAAAUUGGAUGCCUGGCUCGUCAUUGCAUCGAAUCUUGGCGGGUGCGUCGGCGUGGUCCACUGGCAAUACGAUGUCUGGCCCCAACCCUGCCUCUGAGGCCCUGGGCUCAACAGAUGUAUUCAGAGACAUGGGACUCGGAACUGCUGGCAUCACCUUUAGCCCAGACGGCCACUAUUUCUACGUGGGCACUGACGAGGGCAUUUUCGAAUUCAGAAUUAAUAUUGCCGAUCGAAUGACGUUUCCAGCUUUUGAGAUGCGAUGAAAUUUAUACCUGUUAGCUAACAAAGCAUCACCUCUUAUCUGUUGGUCGAGAUUGUCUCCGGCAUCUGGAGUCACUACGAUAUAAUACGAACACGUGGAAAGACCGUUGUCCGCCGCGAAGUAUACACAUCAUGAGAAGGAUGUUCCUGGUUCGUGAACACAGACAAAUUGAACUAGAUGAAGCAACGUAAGUCAGCGCCGGCGCCAGGGUCAUUGCGAAUUGGAAGAGUUUGAAGUUUUAUCUGUGACCGCGACACGCGCAAAACGGAGCGUAUUUCCUGUACAUGAUUGCUUGCAGGUGUGAUCAGCCAUUUGGAACAUACCUCGCUUUGAUCUCGGUACAUAGGGACAUUGAUCUUUAUUCCAGACUGCUUGGGUCUCUCUGGCCACGCCGUGCCCUCAUGACAUUUGAUUAAUGACUUGGUGACUCUGACCUGACCAUAAGCUCGAACAAAUUCAAUGUCCUCGUUUCGGCUCUGACUAUCCUGGUCCUCAGAGUUAGGGCUGCAAUUCCACACUUUACAACGAGGGAAUCUUUGUCAUCGAAUAUGCAGUAGAGAUGUGGGAACUCAUAUCAUCAUGAUGCUACUUCAGCUUGGUUACCUAGUGUUUCAGCAACUGGACAACCGAAGAUAGAAUCACUCGAAGGCUCUCAGUGCAAGCAAUGGUUGUGGUCUGUAACCAUCAACCAGUAAAAGCCCACCCAUUCCUCGCGCCUCUGUUCCCCGCAAUCCCCUUCUCCACGUAUCAGUUAAUGUUCAUUCCUCUUAAAC